Molecule: messenger RNA, 1660 nt
Organism: Cladophialophora immunda
Lineage: Eukaryota; Fungi; Ascomycota; Eurotiomycetes; Chaetothyriales; Herpotrichiellaceae
Exons: 2
Coding region: 416-1291 (291 amino acids)
Cellular component (GO): cytoplasm
Molecular function (GO): ADP binding
Source: RefSeq, a predicted model, not a curated record
CACUCGACAGACACAUUCCAACUGCCGUCUACAUAUCCAUUUCCCACGCGUCGAGAUUCUGGAUCUGUUCUGAAGCUCGCCGCCCUACUAUCCUUCGGCCAAGACCUGCCGUUGUCCCCGCGAGCUCUGCGCCCAUCAAGCCACCUGGAUAGUUUGUAAGACCUGGGGUCGGGCCUUGUUUCGCCAGCGAGAUAUGACGGAUGUUAUCCACUUGCCCGGCUGAGCGACUAUUGAUAAGGAGCCUCGUUCCAUAUUAUGCAAUCGCAAUGAUAUAGGCCUAUCCAGCCCGACGUUCACACACAUCUCUCGACAGGUAGGAAACAAAGACUGAGCAUAUGAGGGUUGUUGUUCUUGCCUAUAAAUCUUCAUAUCAUUCCCGGUAUAACGCGAGGGAGGACUCUCGCUCACAGCGAUCAUGGAGUCCCACAUUCAACGCCUUGUUGAUCAGACCUGGGAAAAGUUCCAGAAAUGCGACGGCUCGCAGCGCCUCCUGAUUGCCAUUUCCGGCAUCCCAGGCAGCGGGAAAACCACGCUCGCGGCGUCCGUCUGUGCGGGCCUGAACAAAACCCACCACCACCAUCAGAGCAAGCGCUUCCCCAACAGCCCCAAUCGCUCGGGCCCAGACAUCGCCUUUGUCGUCCCGCUCGACGGCUACCACUUGACCCGCAGACAGCUCAGCGAGAUGCCUAAUGCCGAAGAGGCCAUCUUCCGCCGCGGUGCCGCCUUCACGUUCGACGCCCAAAGCUAUCUCAAACUGGUGGAGAAAGUGCGCAAGCCCAUCAGCCCGGAGACAUUGACGAUCUACGCACCCAGCUUCGACCACGCCGUCAAGGAUCCCGUGGCGAACGACAUCGCCAUCCCGCCCACGGCGCGGAUCAUCCUUUUUGAAGGGUUGUACACGGCGCUGGACGAGCCGGGGUGGAGGGACGCCCACGACUUGAUGGACGAGACGUGGUUUGUCGACGUCGACAUCCCCACGGCCACGCAGCGGGUCGCGAAACGCAACUUCGCCGCCGGCAUUUCGGGCUCCUUCGAAGAGAGCCUCGACCGCACGGAGAAAAGCGACAUGCGGAACGCGAAGGACGUCCUGGAGAAGAGGCUGCCCGUCCAGGAGAUCGUGCCGAGUGUCGAGGACGAGUCCUGGCGGAGUGAGGAGGUCAGGAACGUGGACGGCCGGUUACAGGGCCAAGAGGACGGCGACGACGACAAGGACGAGGAGGAGAUGAGGAGGGAGAGAAUGACCAGGAUGGACAGCAUUGCCCUGCUGGCUGCGGACGGGGUUGGCAUGUGAAAAUUCUCAAAAUCUUCUAUCGAAAUGUGAGGAAGGAGUUGACGGAAGCUGAACUGGAUUGUUACAAUGCGCACAGCGGACCGAGGUCGAGUCAGCGAGUUUAGCACGCCUAGGAAGAGCCGUGAAUGAAGGUCCCUCCCAAGUGGUUGUAAGUGUUGCGCUGCAUGGUUCGGCUCCCCGCGGUUUGUGUGGCGCACACAAUGCCUCCGUCAUGCCUAGCAAGAACCUGCCAUCGGGCUACACACAAAAAGGGACUGGAUAGUCUGAAAUCAAACGAGGAUGCCUGUCUUGACAUUUCUUCUGUUGUCGCAGGCGCAGACCAAUGCAGCCCCCGUUAAGAAAGACAUGAUUAAUAAAGCAGAAUGCUCC